Molecule: messenger RNA, 1858 nt
Organism: Sinocyclocheilus grahami
Lineage: Eukaryota; Metazoa; Chordata; Actinopteri; Cypriniformes; Cyprinidae
Product: adapter protein CIKS-like
Exons: 10
Coding region: 326-1654 (442 amino acids)
Biological process (GO): positive regulation of canonical NF-kappaB signal transduction; humoral immune response
Source: RefSeq, a predicted model, not a curated record
AAGUGAUUUACAAACACUUUGCGAAUCGGUUCUUCAGAAUAAUUCAAAAGAACAAUUCGUUCAUCACUAGUUGUAUUGUCGAAGGCAGAUAAACAAGCGCUCUGAGGAUGUGCUUUCUGGGAAGUGGGCGGAAUUUGUGGUGUGAGUACGCAGGUGUUGAGAAACUAACUUCCAAACAGUAUGUGCUUCGACUGCUACAGCUCGUGUGCUCUACACGGAUAUUAGAGAGGUAUCGAAAUUCAAUAAUUCACGCGACUAUAUCUGCUGAUCAGAUUGCUGACUGGGGAUAUGGAAUGGCUGCAGCUCUUUUGUAUUAGGCACAAGAAUGAUGCCUUCUUCGCAGUGCUUGCAAUAUAGGUAUAUUUCUCCAUUUGGCCACUACAGUUUACAAUCCCUCAACUUUCCAGAAGAGAACGACAAGACUAUGGAGAAAAUCAUUACUGAGGACUCCAUCUGUGGCUCAAACUCCACCGAUUCCCAGCUCUCUCACACCGACUGUUGCAUGUCUGGAAAUGAGUCCUCUUUGAGCACACAGGCUGACUUCAGGGAUAUCUGCAGAGACAGAAAGACCAACUACAGAUCCACACAGACCAGCUACAGCCCUUACCAGCCCCCGCUAGGUCUACCUUCCGGUUACAAUCCCCAGACGCCCUUUCCCAGUCAGACGGAAGUAUGUCUGAGCACCCUAGAGCCACACAACAGGGACCUGCUCCACUUGAGUUCCAUUGGCAGCAGCUCGGUGGAAUAUCCCAGUGGCAACCUUCCCUCUUGCUUAGUGUCUGAAAAUUACUGCAGUUAUCCUGGGGAUUCCAGCUACUCUUGCUCUCCAGACAGGCACAGUCUGGGAGAAGGAAGUCUGGAACAGCCGCAUUCACUGCGCUCUAUCCCAACUGCGUAUGCGCCUCACAGCUACUGCAUGCCUCCGCACCCCUGCAUGUCCCGUGGGCCGCCCUGCUGUAGUCAAUACCCUGUGGAUGUGUAUCAAAUGGAUCAAGGCUCUCAUUACAGGCCACAUUACCACAUGCCCUGUUGGCCUUCACGCCCUGAAAACAGCAGACAAUCAGCCUCAGAGUUCACAUACAGUGGCCACACCUCUCCUCACCCGCGAGCUAAACUAACCCCAAGCACAGCCCCUCUAUCCCUGGAGCAGAGGAAGGUCUUUGUUACAUAUGAAGCAGACAGUGAAAAACAUGUCAAAGAGAUCAUCAACUUUGUCGCCCUACUGAGACACAACGGUUUCUACACUCACAUUGACAUGUUUGAACAACAGUUCAAGAGCAUAAGCAAGAUCGACUUCAUGGAGAGAUACAUCAGCGAAAAAGACUAUCUGAUCAUCAUAGUCAUUAGUCCAAAGUACCACGAGAUUGUGACCAAUGCCUCGUUUUUCAUGGAAAAUGAUGAAACUCUCAACACUGUCUACAUACACAAGCAGUUACAAAACGAGUUCAUUCAGAACGGUGCCAGGAAUUACAGAUUCAUCCCCAUCUUGUUUCCCGGUGCCAAGAAGUGCCAUGUACCGUCAUGGCUUCAGAGCACACAAAUCUUCACCUGGCCCAGAGACCGUGAUGACAUUCUUCGUCGACUCAUGCGUGUUGAGAAGUACAACCCUCCACCCAUAGGAGAGCUGCCCACCAUUGUCUCCAUCCCAAUUUAGUUGGCUAGGUUUGUUUUUGUAUGUAGACCCAUGAUAUGCCAGUUGUAAACAGGCCUGGUAUCCGUUUUAAAUUAAUUUACCCCUCUGAGCAGCUAGAUGAGUGUUUAGUAUGGUAAAAUCCCUGAAGCUACAGUUAUUUGAUGUAAUCUUUAUAGAAACCUCAUGUCAUAAUUAAUAUUUCACAACUCAUCAAUGAUGAAUAAG